Stylonychia lemnae is the source of this 177-nucleotide messenger RNA. The record is from the annotation of a GenBank genome assembly. NCBI's taxonomy places the organism in Eukaryota, Ciliophora, Spirotrichea, Sporadotrichida, Oxytrichidae.
AUGUCUCAAAUAUUAAAUUGUGGACUCGACUAAAGAACAUUAGCAUUGCUGGUGGCUUUAAUCGAAAAUGGAGUCAACCCAGAGGCACUAGCAAAUGUAGUCAAGGAACUUAAAAGAGAAACCUAAGCUCUAAAGAUUGAUGAGGAAGUCUCAUAAAACAGAAAGUAAUUCAGAUGA